Xiphophorus couchianus (Monterrey platyfish) is the source of this 3129-nucleotide messenger RNA. RefSeq names its product low affinity immunoglobulin gamma Fc region receptor II-like. Gene Ontology annotation, biological process: immune response; cell surface receptor signaling pathway. The transcript has 11 exons. Gene Ontology annotation, cellular component: external side of plasma membrane. Gene Ontology annotation, molecular function: transmembrane signaling receptor activity. Bases 1459 to 2835 code for a protein of 458 amino acids. The record is from RefSeq and is a predicted model, not a curated record. NCBI's taxonomy places the organism in Eukaryota, Metazoa, Chordata, Actinopteri, Cyprinodontiformes, Poeciliidae.
GAAACACUCAGCAGGAUUUGCAUGUAGAGCUGAAAGAGGAAACCCAAAGAUAUCAACUGAUUAUAGUGAACUAAAGUUUGUCUGGUCUGCAGUGUAAGAUGAGGCACAGCAGUGAGAGCCUGCCAAAACUCACACAUGGUAUGAAAAAAGCGAGAUAAAAAAAUAGAGGCGAAAGAGAAGGACAGAGAGACGACAAGAAAGCGCCUAGAAGUGUGUGAGAACACAGAUCUGAGAAACCACAGCGAUAACGUAUAACAACAGUGUCAAUGAAAAGCACACAGUACUGUUUGAAACGAGAUGUAUUCAGUGGUAAAUGCAGCCCAAGAUAGUUUAUCUGUGCACAACUGAAUUCAAAAAUAUAACGCAUCAUGCAUUCUUCAACAACUUAUACAUAAGCCUAAACAAAGUUAAGACAUUUAAUUCAGACAAAGUUUGGGGUUUUUUCCCCUUAGAGUAAAAUCAGUUCCACAAUGGAAAACUUUGCCAAUAGUUGUUGCCAUUAUUCCAGUGUGAAUGCUAACACCUGAACUGCUCACAAGGAUCUACUAGGAUGCUGUGGAUGUGUGUGUUUGGCUCAGGAUUUUGUGACCUUGUGGAUGCUACCUAGAGCAAUAAUACUCCCAGUCAGAGGGUGGCGCCACACACAACGAUUACAUAAAUCGAGAUUUGGUCACCAGCAGAAAACCUUUAACAGCACAAGUAUCAAGAAAUACAUUGACAGGAUCCUGCAGAUUUGUCAAUGUGGGAAACGUAUCUCAGAAUAUAGAAACUGUACUGAACUCAUUUAGUCACAAAAGGACAAUUUUAUGUACAGUGACACCAGAAAUAACUCUGAACUACAGGGUUGGGAAAAAAAAGGGGAAUAUUUGAGGUUAUUGAAAGUUGCCUAUCUGAAAUAAAAUAAUCUGAGCCAAAGUAUAUUUUACCUUCCUAAUUCACAUAAGCAGGAACAAUCACACAAAUGGGAGAGCUGGAUAACAUUUUGGUGACUAGAUGGGAUGAGGAAAAUAUAAGUGAUAUAAGUUGCCACUUAUAUCACUUAUAUUUUCAUCAUGUCCUCUGAUGAACUACUGCCUUAACUUUUUACCAAUUUGCAACAGCUGCUUCUGUUCCCCCGGCCAUACCUAACUACCAUUUACUGCAAAACAGUCACUUUCCUCUGGAUUAGGGCUUUAGCAAUACUACAAUGACAGCAAUGAAUAAAUAGGGACAGCAUACUAAUUAGAUGAUUCGGUAAAUGAUUUAUUUGUUUUUACAAAUCUUUGUUUUCCAGUUCCUCGUCCAGCAGUCUCUCUGACAGUGAGUCCUGACAGAGAGAAACAUUUCACUGAUCAAAACGUCUCAUUAAGAUGUGAUGCAGAAUCUACCGGUGGGAGAAUAAGAUAUUAUAGACAAAUAAACACUCGGUCAUAUCUGUAUGACUGCUCCACCUGGUGGACGACGGACAAAUCCUCAUGUAUGGCUAACAGUCAGUCGAAGUAUAAAGCUGUGUUCUGGUGUGAGUCUGGAUCAGAGUUCAGCAAUGCGGUCAACAUCACUAUAUACAAGCCAAAGUCAGUCCUGACUGUGUCUCCAUCAUGGCCGAGUCCUGGAGCCUCAGUGACGCUGACAUGUAACCAUGACGACCAGUCUGCAGGCUGGAGGUUCUACUGGUAUAAAGCUGCUCCUCAUAAGUCUGAGGACGGCUACAGAUACGAGCUGCUGCCUGACAGCAUCAGUGGGACUGUACAGGAUUCAUUCAUCAUACAUGAACAGAAUCACACAUCAGGAUAUUCAUGUAGAGCUGGAAGAAGAAACCCAGAGCUUUUUACUGAUUACAGUGAACCAAAGUUUGUCUGGUCUGCAGUCUCCCGUCCAGCAGCGUCUCUCUCAGUGAGUCCUGACAGAGAGCAACACUUCACCUCUGAGUCUGUGACUCUGAACUGUGGAGGAAACUCUGCUGAGUGGAGAGUGAGGAGGUUUUCAGAAUCAGGUUACCUGAUCGUCAUAGCAAACUGCUAUUACUGGGGGAAAAUGUCUGGAUCCUCCUGCAUCGUUAAAUAUCUGUCAAACCCUAAGUCAGUGUACUGGUGUGAGUCUGGAUCAGGAGAGUUCAGCAACGCAGCCAACAUCACCUCACACAAUGAAGAUCUUCUCCUGGUGAGCCCCGUCCAUCCUGUGACUGAAGGAGCUUCUGUUACUCUGGGCUGCAGACUGAGAGGAGAAAACCAACUUUCUAAUGUGUUUUUCUAUCAUAAUGACAAAUUGAUCCAAAGUGACAGCAGAGGAGAGCUGAAUAUCUCUGCAGUGUCUCAGUCAGAUGAAGGUUUCUACAAGUGUGAACAUUCAGGAAAAGUUUCACCUCAGAGCUGGAUGGCAGUUAAAGGUGUUUCCAAACCUGGGAGCUCUUCGUUUCCAGUGCUGCUGGUCCUCGGUGUAGUUUGUGGAUCCGUACUUGUCAUUCUGCUGCUCCUGCUGUGUUGCUUUAGGCUUUCCAAAGGUUCUUCUCACAGGGCGAUCCAGUCAGAGAUCGCUUAUCAGGGAUCUUCUAUAGAUCAGCCUCUCAAUCAGACCUCAACCAAUGAAUACAACUUGUCCUCUCAUGAUGUAGACGAAGCCGGUGACGUCACAUACGCUCACAUUAAGUUCAAAAAGGCCAAACAGGCGACCAAGUCCUCCAAAAGAGGCAGAGUCCGACACAGUGCGCUGGAUGUGAAAGGGAGGCCUCACGACCCAGAAGAAGGCGCUGUUUACUCCGAUGUGAGGACAGCAGCUGCAGAAGCACUGAGUGCUGCAGCAGCUGACGCAGCGCUUUAUUCUGAAGUCAGGAAAGGAUCUAAGAAGAGAGUAAGCUAGUUGGGUUAACCCUAAACUGCACAUUAUUUAAUAGAGCAUAUAUUUUUUAUAUAAAAUGUUGCGUAAACAUUACCUGAAAGAUCUUAUUUCACAAGUCUUGUCAGUGAACUCCAUAGAUAAAACCAAUGCUUUUUUUUUUUUUUGCUAAACCAUAUAUUAUAUUUUGUUUUCUAUCUAAACACCAGACAUUUUUUCUCUUAUUUAUGGAAUAUGUUGACUCAGUAAUGUUUUUAUCUAUUUUAUAUCCCUGUAAAUAAAAUAAACGCUGUUAUUUGUGUCAUUCCUAAUAUUUGG